ACCUGCUCCCUGUUGAGACAGUGAGAUAUGUAUUACAGGAAGUACAACGGUAUCAUUUACCGGAGAUGAACUAACAUGUGUUUUGUUUUUGGAACUGUCCAUCGAUGUUUAUUACGAUAUUGACUUGUUCACAAUACUAGGCUAUAGAUAGCUAGCUUCAUAGCACCGCAAAUAUCCAUUUAAUCUCUGUUCGGCUCUCUGUGAGAGGCCGAAGUAACGACAAUGCAAGUUGAGACAACUGGAGUCCGGAUGUCUGAAAGUGAAGGAAAAUUAGAUGUCCACACGCAGAAUACAACACAAGGCUCCCACAGAGGGAGUUCCAAAAGUUGGCACUACAGUGAUCACAUGGAAAACGUAGAUGGGUAUUUAAUGAAGUACACCAAUCUAGUGACUGGAUGGCAAUACCGUUUCUUUGUCCUGAACAAUGAAGCAGGGCUUUUGGAAUACUUUGUGAAUGAGCAGUCACGGCAUCAGAAACCAAGGGGCACUCUGCAGUUAGCAGGAGCGGUCAUCUCCCCCAGCGAUGAGGACUCGCACACCUUCACCGUCAAUGCUAUCAGCGGAGAGCAGUAUAAAUUAAGAGCUACGGAUGCCAAGGAGAGGCAGCACUGGGUGAGCAGGCUGCAGGUCUGCACACAGCACCACACUGAAGCCAUGGGCAAGACCAACCCGCCGCUGAAGACUCGUAGCCUGUCCAUGGCGUCGCAGGGGAGUGGCAGUUCUCCAGGCUCCCAGCGCAGAAUCAGCCAUAACACAGCCUCUCUCCUCAGCUUCUCUCAGCUCCACAGGGGCUCAUCACCUUACUCCAGCAAGAGGUCCCUCCUGCCCGAUCACUUAGUGGAGGCCAGGGAGAUGAUGAGUCAGGCCCAGGGCCAGCAUCGAGAUCUGAUCCAGAGCAUCGAGGGCCUGCCCUCCUCUCAGGGCCCCUCCCCGCUGGACCAGGACCUGCUGCUGCUCAAAGCCACGUCUCUGGCCACCAUGAGCUGCCUGAGUGACUGCCUCCACAUCCUGCAGCUCCAGCAGGUGGCCCGGCAAAAAGUCCCACUGGGAGGGCCCACCAUCGAGUGGCUGGAACCCAAGUUACCCGACAUCCUGAAGAAUUGUGGAACGUUGGCUGCCGUCAACAAAGACGAGAACAAGGCGGAGGGAACCGUCCUAGAACCCAUCGAAAUGGAUUCCUGCGAUGUCGCCGGGGAGCAAGAAGACAUUGAUGCAGAGGAGGAGGUUGAGGACUCCUCUCCUGAUGAAGAGGAGGACCUGGGAGCUGUUGAGGAGGAACGGAGUGUCAUUCUCCAUCUUCUCUCCCAGCUCAAACUGGGCAUGGAUCUCACCAGGGUGGUCCUUCCCACGUUUAUCCUGGAGAAGCGUUCCUUACUGGAGAUGUAUGCCGACUUCAUGUCCCACCCGGAUCUGUUCGUGGCGAUUACCGACGGUCCCAGCCCGCUGGAUCGCAUGGUGCGCUUCGUGGAAUACUAUCUCACCUCUUUUCACGAGGGUCGUAAAGGCGCCAUUGCCAAGAAGCCAUACAAUCCCAUCAUUGGGGAGACCUUCCACUGCUCCUGGAGGGUUCCUAAAACAGGGAGCUCCCCGGGAGGCGUUCAGAGGGAAGGAGGCUCGGAGGGGUCGGACUGUUACCAUUUGCGCUUCGUGGCCGAGCAGGUCUCACACCACCCGCCCGUGUCCGGGUUCUACGCCGAGUGCCAGGAGAGACAGAUGUGUGUGAACACUCACGUUUGGACCAAGAGCAAGUUCAUGGGCAUGUCCAUCGGCGUGUCCAUGAUCGGUGAAGGUUGUCUGCACCUGCUGGAACACGGGGAAGAGUACACCUUCACCCUGCCGUCUGCCUACGCGCGCUCCAUCCUCACCGUGCCGUGGGUGGAGCUGGGUGGAAAAGUCAGCGUCAACUGCGCCAAGACGGGCUACUCUGCUGCCAUCACGUUCCAGACAAAACCUUUCUAUGGGGGAAAACUGCACAGGGUGAGCGCAGAGGUAAAACACAAUCCCACGAACUCGGUGGCGUGUCGCGUGCAGGGAGAGUGGAACGGCUCUCUGGAGUUCAGCUACAGCAGCGGCGAAACACGCGUGGUUGACGUAACCAAGCUGCCCGUAACCAGGAAACGAGUCCGCCCCGUCAACCUGCAGGGACCUUAUGAGUCCAGGCGUCUGUGGCAGCAUGUGACUGAGUCUCUGCAGUGUAGGGACAUGGAGAAGGCCACGGAGCACAAGCGCUUUCUGGAGGAGAGACAGAGAAAGGAGGAGAGGCAUCGCACUGAAACCGAGACACCCUGGAGGACCAAAUAUUUUGAGAGCAAAGGAGACGGCUGGGCCUAUCACCAACCGCUGUGGAAAACGUCUGGCCGAAGCUCCUCCCCCGCCACCUCCCAGACGAACCCCUGAUCUGAUCUCCUCCGGUCACGUUACCGCGGCGCUGUGCCGCCCCCGGGGGGGGGGGGGCGGGCGGCGGGGGGGGCCCUGACUGCUGUUUUUAUUUCCUGACAGAUGAAGAAGACACACUUUUCCCUUUGUCUGAUUCCUAAAAAAAAAGAGAAAAAACGAUCCGCUGACGUGGGUGUUCGUGAUACGCUUGUUUUGAACGAGUGGACUGGUUUGGUGUUGGAGAGUGUGAGGCGCUCUUAUUUUGUACAGUUCUACACGGUGGUGUGAAUGAUCCCCCAGAUCCACGAGGGGUGUCGGCGUACACAGCUGUUCUUUGUUGAUGUUGCCUUAAUGAGAGUUAUGUGUUGCGAGAACUGAUGUUCGAUGAUUGCGAGAGGGGAGG
Molecule: messenger RNA, 2779 nt
Organism: Chanos chanos (milkfish)
Lineage: Eukaryota; Metazoa; Chordata; Actinopteri; Gonorynchiformes; Chanidae
Gene: osbpl11
Product: oxysterol binding protein-like 11
Cellular component (GO): membrane; cytosol; Golgi apparatus
Molecular function (GO): sterol binding
Source: RefSeq, a predicted model, not a curated record